Messenger RNA from Tricharina praecox, 1273 nucleotides. RefSeq names its product fumarylacetoacetase. Gene Ontology annotation, biological process: homogentisate catabolic process; L-tyrosine catabolic process; L-phenylalanine catabolic process. The transcript is spliced from 2 exons. The annotation marks the transcript as partial. Lineage: Eukaryota; Fungi; Ascomycota; Pezizomycetes; Pezizales; Pyronemataceae. Gene Ontology annotation, molecular function: fumarylacetoacetase activity. The record is from RefSeq and is a predicted model, not a curated record.
UCGCGACUAUUGUAGGAACACACUCAACGCCACAUUUACAAUGUCGUGGCUUCCCAUCCCCGACGACAGUGACUUCUCCCUCCACAACAUCCCAUUCGGCGUAUUCCUGCACCCACCCACGUCGACGCCCCACUGCGCAACCCGGAUCGGCAACCACGUACUCGACCUCCACGUCAUCUCCAGUUCCGGCGGCUUCGACCAGCUCGAGGGCUUCUCGCACUUCGCGGAUGUAUUCCAGCAGCCCACACUGAACGCCUUUGCCAGGCUGGGGCGGGAGCCCACCGACCGCGUGCGCUCGUUCCUGCAGUCGAUAUUCACCAGCUCCGGCCCUGGAGUGCUGCGCGACAACGAGGAGCUGCGCAAGAAAGCGCUGUUCGAGGACCCGGAUCCAACAAUGCUUCUGCCAAUGCAGAUCGGCGACUAUACGGAUUUCUGUGCGGGAAAGGUGCACGCCUACAAUGCUGGCUGCCUCUUCCGUAGUCCCGAGAAAGCCCUGCAGGUGAACUAUGAGCACCUGCCGAUAGGGUAUCAUGGAAGGGCGAGCUCGGUGCUGCCACCAGGGACUCCAGUAAGGAGACCGUGGGGACAGACCGCCGAGGGAGUGUUCGAGAAGUGUAAACGCCUGGAUUUGGAGCUGGAGUUGGCAGCGUUUGUGGGGAAGGAAGUUGGGCCAUGGGAUUCAAAGAAUGCGGAGGCCGCCGGGGAGCAUAUCUUUGGCUUUGUGCUCAUGAACGAUUGGAGUGCUCGAGACAUCCAAGCCUUCGAAUACGUGCCUCUAGGCCCCUUCACGGGCAAAAACUUCGGCACUUCCAUCUCCCCAUGGAUCGUCCUCCCCAGUGCUCUUACCGCCUUCCUCACCGCCCCUCUGCAACGCACCUCUAAAAUCCCCCUACAAUCCUACCUCCAGCAGACCCGUACGGAGACCGUCUACGAAAUUUCCCUGACUGCCGAGAUCAACGGUCAUACGUUUACGAAAAUUAGCGGAAAGAACCUCCUUUGGAGCUUCGACCAGAUGCUCGCGCACCAUACCGUUACUGGAUGUGGCAUGAACCCUGGAGAUCUGAUCGGGAGUGGAACCAUCUCCGGGACGGGAUCGAAGGAAGCCGGGUGUUUGCUCGAGGCGACGAAGGGAGGGAAGGUGUCUGUGGCUAUUGCGGAGGGAGUAGAGAGGACGUGGCUGGAGGAUGGGGAUGUGGUCGUUAUUAAGGGACACUGUGGUGAGGGGGAAAGGAGGGUGGGGUGGGGGGAGUGUAAAGGCCUCGUCUUGCCCGCG